Nicotiana attenuata is the source of this 729-nucleotide messenger RNA. RefSeq lists its product as uncharacterized. The record is from RefSeq and is a predicted model, not a curated record. The transcript has a single exon. Bases 1 to 729 code for a protein of 242 amino acids. NCBI's taxonomy places the organism in Eukaryota, Viridiplantae, Streptophyta, Magnoliopsida, Solanales, Solanaceae.
AUGGGCGACUUCUUUGUUUCAGGCACUAAUUCAAACAACAAUGAUCCAGUCAAUCCUUCUGUUCUUCAAAACAAUACCUCUCCCACAGUUAUUGAUGUUGUUGCAACCAAAACACAGAUUAUUAACAUCAACCCAACUUCACAACUUCCUAUCAAACUUGUUGGUGGUGCAAACUUCGCAACAUGGAAAGCUCAAAUUCAAAAGGUCAUGAAUGACUUUGACUUGAUGGGUUAUCUCGAUGGAUCUAUAACACCACCUCCACACACCAUUAAGCAAGGAACUCAAGACGUUGUCAAUCCAGAUUUCAAAAUUUGGUUUCAGAAAGAUAAUCUCAUCGGCGAUGCCUUAAUGGCAUCUGUCGAUUCCACUAUUGCACCAUCUGUUGCCUCCGCUGAAACUUCAAAAGAAGCAUGGGAUUAUUUACAUACCACACAUACGAAUAGAUCUCAAACCCGGAUCUAUAGUCUUCGAGAUGCACUAGCCAAAGUUCAGCGAGAUCAAAAGUCCAUCACUGGUUAUCUCAGAGAAAUAAGAACAAUCACUGAUGAGUUAGAUGUUCUCGGUGCUCUCAUUUCUAAUGAAGAAUCGAUUAUGAAAAUACUUAGCGGUCUCGCACCCGAAUAUGAAGCACUGAGUACUGUUAUUCGAUCAAGGGACUCGCCUAUAUCAUAUGAAGAAUUGGCACACAAGCUCACAGAUCAUGAACUUUAUCUCAAGCAAGCUGAAUAG